Messenger RNA from Purpureocillium lilacinum, 3783 nucleotides. NCBI's taxonomy places the organism in Eukaryota, Fungi, Ascomycota, Sordariomycetes, Hypocreales, Ophiocordycipitaceae. The record is from RefSeq and is a predicted model, not a curated record.
AUGAUGGCAACUGAGUCCCCUGUCGCAAAGCCUGCUGAUGUACCAGUCGCACCCGAGCCCCGGCCCGUGAGUAGAUCCCCUACCCAAUCACCGCCGAUCAACCAGGCCGAUCAAGCCCAGCAUGUCGCUUCCGAGCAAUCAGAUGUAAACGGCGGCCUCUCCGUCAGCGUCGACGAUAUCGAGAACAAGCGCAUCACCAUCGUCGAAGAGCAGUCCAACUCCGCCGACGUCAGUGUCAGCGGAGGGUCAGAUACCGAGACGUCGCGCACGGACGGUGCCAGGCAGAAGGAUGGGGACAAGAACCAUGGUCGAACCAGCUCCCUGGCUAGGAAGCCGGCUACCUUCAAGGCGGUGUCCGUCAACAAGACGUUCCUCGCCGCCAAGGCCAGCCCUGGCGGCGGCUCUCCGAAGACGAGUGAGCGGCCAACGCCAAGCUCAAGUACGCCGCCACCCGGUUUGCCAACGCUAUCGACAUCCCGCCCCCGACUUGUUGCGAAGACUGGAAGCGGUGCCCGAGACUCAACACCUCGUUUCUCUUCCGCGGUGAACGGUGCGAAGCCAGCGACUGCACCGGACCCGAGCGUUGUCUGGAACAAGAAUCGGCGUAUGCACACCUCCAAGCAUCCUGUUCGAACAUCCGCGAGGCAAGAUACUAACUUUCCUUUAUUAGCACCGGAGCCGAAAAAGUUCACAGAUGAAGAGCUCAAAAAGUAUGGGAUUCACAUGGCUAGUCGCCUGAAUGAAGACGAUGCUCAAGGUCAGAAUAAAUGGGCGGACAUUGACGACGAUGACGACGAUUGGGCACCGGAGGCCAUCACCUGGGGCGACGGAACCAAGACUACGCUCCCACAUCCUGACGAAGCAGCCACCGUGGUUUCUGACAAUGGAUCAGUCGGCUCCAAAGGGAAGGGCAUGGAGAAACCUAAGUCUCCUGCUCCCAUGGGACUCGGCGGCCCGACAUUUACCAAAUCCAGCAGCCUUGCCUCCGGAAAGGGCCUCGUGCUAAAGCCUGCCUCGCAAGAGAAGCCUGCCUUGGUCGCGAAGCCACCAGCUCCCCCAACCCCGGCAAAGUCGCCGUGGGCCACAUUGCCACCAGUCGACAGAGCCUCGCCAGCCUCCGCAGAGGUCCUGCGAACUCAGACGAACCCCCCCUCGUUCAAAGGCGCCACCAAGGAGAUUGCCGCCGACGAAUUUGGUCGGUCGUCUUGGAGAGACGGGGGUUCUCACGGAAAUAGGGAGCUCUACAACUCUCAUUCAGGACGCUACGAACCUGUGUUUGACCGACGUGGUUCCAUGCGGUCCGAUACGCACCCCAAACAUCCUGCCCUGCUGCAACGUCCACAGCCGGCGGACCAACCCGCUGAACCAUCCAGCGCUUUCCAGACCAGUCGCAUCUCCCAAGAUGCCCCAUUCGGACGACGUCGUGGAUCUUCCAACGUCAGUGGCGGUAGCGGGUCCUUCAUUCAGAGACUGGGCAAGGGAAGCGACGGCGCCGUGCAGCCUCCAUCGGAAUUCCUGAGCGCUCGACGCCCGUCCUUGGCAGGCUCUGGCGAUAGUCCUAUCUCGCCUGUCGCUGGCCAUGCGCAACCCCGACAACAACCGCAGCCAGGAUGGCUGCCCAGAUCUUCACCCGGAACGACCUUUGCUGCGCCGCAUGAUGGACCUCUGCCGGCCGAACCAAACGUGGUCUCGCCCGCGCCUGUCCAGCCGGUCGAAGACGAGGUUGAGUACCAGAAGAAGCUAAUGCGGGAGCGGGUGGAGCUCGCAAGAAAGCGCCGUCAAGAACAGGAAGCCCGCGAGGAGGCCGAGAGAAGAGAGCGCAUCCAGAAAAAGCUGGAGGCUUUGGGACCGCUUCCAGACAAGAAGAGUGACAAGAAGGAGGCUGCUGCAAAGGACGAGGCCGUAAAGCCAAAACAUAUUCAACAGCGAGAACAGCCAGAAGCGUCGCGGGCACCAGAACCAGCUCCGGCACAAGAUUCCCACCCCGAUGCCGAGGCAACGACCGCCAGCACUCGCGAUGGCCAUGGCCCCAAUCCGAAGGAUCUCUCUCCGAAGGGCGGCCACCCACCUGGACCGGCUACCAGACGAUUCUCCCACGGACAGGAAGGGAAGCGCCUUGACUUGUGGGCCGGCUCAGGGCCUCGACCAGACAGGUUCUCCUCUUGGGCUGGGGGAGCGCCGCCGCCAUCACGCAAUGUCUGGGGCUCUCCAGACAACGACAGGGGCCUUGGCAAUGGGACAUUUAACCCGGAUCUAGGUCGAAUCCCUGGGACGGCUGUAGCACCUCCGGCAAGCCAUAAGGGCCCAACUCCCAUUGCUCCCCCAAGCACAGGUCGCCCGCCUACUCAGCCACCGGCGCCCAUAGGUUCCUCAAGCUCGCGACAUGGCCCACUGAACUCGGAUCUCGCCCAAAAAUGGGUCGCAGCCGUUGCAGAGAACGACAAGUCGAUGAGUGCCGCGCGUCUGGCGGAAAGGGUUGGUCGAGAACGUCAGCUAGCGGAACAAGGGCUGUCGGUUGAUGAUGCGCAGCCAACGAUCAAAGACACCUGGCGACCUGUGCAGCUGCCUGGAGACGGAACGCGCAGAACCACCGGGACAGUCGAAGUCCACUCUCACGGAUCUGGCUCUUGGAAGGCGACCCAGCCGAAAGGACCCAAGGCACAUGCUGCGGAAGAUGUGAUUCCAUCUUCAACCCCCGGGGUGAUUGGUUCCGGCAGCAACUCGAUCCUCUCCCAAGCUGGGUCCGGUACCCCAUCUCAGUCGCGUGCAUCCAGGUUCUUCCCUGCCAGCAAGGGCUCCCGGCAGGAAACGGGCUCUGGCGUGCAAUCGUCACGUCCAACCUCGCCUUCGCCGCCCCCACCCACUAUGGAGGGACACCCGGCGUAUGAGGGUGACGUAUUGCACCCGCAUGUUUCUCUUCCAAGACCUCAGCCAGUGGUGAAACUGCCACCCUCCAUGUUGGCCUCUCAUGCACCGCAGCAUCCAAGCCAGCCUGCUUGGACAGCUCGCGUGCCAGGCAAGGAUCACCCGCGAGGACCCUUGGGCCAAGGCCACAGCUCCCAUCGGGAGAGCGACAGCUCUCAAGGUUCUUGGCAGGACAGGAUCAAUAACCUUCUCAAUGGAGGAAAGACGUCGCCUCCCAAACAUAUAGGGGUGGACCCGGCAAGUAGGAGCAUGCUGGACCACGUGGUUCACACCGAUUCCGCCACAGUAUCUUUGCCGAGUAUAACCACGACUGUGGGAGGCGAAAGUGAGACCCAGCGGCGUCUCCUUUCGAAGCCCAUGGCGGAAGAGUGUUUUGAGGAGCAGGAGAUGGGAUCUCUGCCUCAGAUCCGGCUCCCGCACGUUGCGCCCGAGGCGGCGUGGCAGCCUGCCAUGGUUCAAGCAAAGCCAUUGCCCAAGAGAUUUCUGGUGCAGGCGUCCAUCAUGGAGCCUUACUAUUUCGCCGCUGAUGUGGUGGGGGGCGGCAACGCACUGAAGAUUCAGUUCCCCGGCAUGACAGAGGCGAAGAUCGCCACGAUACCAUUUUCAGCGACUCGGGGUCAUCGAGGCGGACAUGGGCGGCCCACGCCGCGACAUCGCGGCUCUGGCGGUGGCCCGCGUGGCCCGAAGAGAGAGCCGUCGAGCUCGUACAACGCAGGAGAGCCCAGCUCCGGCGGCACAAGCCGGGGCGGGACGCGCGGUAGCCAUCGCAGCCGUGGCGGCGACAGCUGGAACCGACAGUCGGCUUCUUCGACGCCGUCACCAGCGCAGCCCAAGGCUCAGACCUCGGCGUCCACUUAA